AGCUUCCAGAGCUGCCACUGAACUGAGAUGCCGAGGAGCUGCUGGUGCUACUGCCAGAGGACUGGCCAGUGAUCCUAGGGCUGCCAGCCAAUCGAGACACCGAUGAGUGGCUGGGGCAACCGGUGACCAUUGAUCCUGAGGAGACGGAGGAUCGCUACUGUACAGAGACAUACUAUGUUGGAGGACAAGAGGAUGGAAACUGGAGUCCAGCGAAUUCUCUUGUGUUAUUAAGCACUGAAGAGAUGUCAGACUUCAGUGAGAGACGAAAUAUGAGAUGCAGAUAUCCUGCCGAGAGUAAAAGGCAAAAGAAAAAAAUAUUGAGGCUAAGGAGUCAAACAGUAAAAAGAUAGAGGCAAGUGAGCACAGAUAAAGAGCAGGAUAAAGACAAAGUGUUUAUAAAGCAGAAGAAGAAGGGGGUUUGGCUGGAUAACUCAACCCAAGAGUGGAGAUGCACAUUCCUUUCCCAGGAUUGCUAACAUCUGGAAACGUGCCUCCUUUAUGGCCAAUGCAGCUCAGAUGUAACCAGCAGGGUUUGAAGAAACUCCAACCCCAAACCAUUUUUGCCAUGGACCAUCCAGGAGAGUACCACAGAAUCCAGGGACCUUGCCACAGAAUUGAGCACCUGCCUAUUGUGGAGUACCAGAAAAGGAGACUCCACUGAAAGACAAUAUCUCUGCAUUAGGUACUGAAUCACAGAAGCUUCUCUGUCACACACAGCUGAAGCAAUCAAACAAACUACAUCAGCAGCACAAAGGAGUGAGGAGAGACAGACAUGAGCCUAAUUCCAUAUCUUUGGAAAGCCCUUUCCUCAAUAUUUGCUAUAACAGAAGUGUCUGUCCCUGGCAAGGGGACAGUCUGAAACACGGAGAUACAUUUUCCAAGUGCUCAGUUGGUGUGUUUGGAUAAACGUGGCCGAUUGAAAGAUUUGCACUUGGAGGUCUAGGGAAGGUUGUCUGCUGUAGUGGCCUAGGUGAGUGGGAGCUUCUUCAAUUAGUGCCCUAGGAGUCGGUAUGUUAGGGCUCAAUUGUGGCUUUUAGGCACAGGCCCAUAUCGAGGGCAGUGCUGCUCCACAUGGCCCUGGGGGGACUCCCAGUGUGCAGGGGAAAUAUACAUGCUACCCCUUCCUAAGGGAGUGGGUAGAGUACACCCAUCUCUGCACCUAGCCAGCUCUGCUGACCAGUGCACAGGUGUCAGUACCAGGGCCCUGCCUCUUCCCCUACUCUCACCCUUUGGGGUGGUUUGUAUUCCCAGGCUCACUAGGUGGGAGCAGUUCUUCUCUUGGACCUCUUGACUGCUCACUGGGGUGAGGAACACACUCAUUCUGGAUAUUCAGCUCAUCCCAUCAUAAGUGGUUCUUUUACUUCCUUUUCAGACGCUUCUUCUUUAUUAAUCACUGGCACUCCCACUGUUCCACACUCCUCCCUCCUUCUUUUAAUGGUGUCACUUUGGUUUUAUGGUAUUUGAGUUAAUUUUUAUCACAUGACACAAGAUGCUGUUUACCUUAGGGUUUUAUACUGCUGCCAAUCACCAUAGUAUCUGAGAACCUUCCACAUCAAAUCCAUAACAAUAGCAAAGUACCUAGUGGACUUCAUAGACCCUCUGGCUCGUCUCCCUUUUCAGAGUCAAAACUCUGCUUGGAGUCAGGUUUGUGUUUUGGAUUUUUAGACAUUAUUAAUUUACUGGGGGUUUGCCUGGGGUGUUUUGGCUUGGAGGGAAUGGUAAUGGUGUCUUCCAGUGUUGAGCACUGAAAGUUUCUCAUAUAAUGCCCCAUGUGCUUUGGUGGGAUCUUUAUUUAAAAAUCAAUCAAUCAAUAAAAUAAUUGGCUUAAAUCCUGAAAUUUUUACUUUGAUUUUUUUUUACUCAUCUUUACCCAGGCUGAAUAAAAAUGUAGGACACAACUAGUUCUCCAGACCAAUGAGCAGAUGUCCCUGUGCCUCUAGUGGACCACAUGAGGCCCUCUGAGAUCUCAGCAGAUCUCUGGAGUUGAAUCCCUGGGUGCCCUGUGAGGACAAACUAACCCCCUGGCAGAAGAAUUCAGAGGAAAUUCUAUCAGAGGAACCUCAUGGAACUAACCCACCCAGAAGUUGUCCUAUGAGUUUUUCCAUUGUAGGCAGCAAUCCCCUUCCCCAAAGUGAGGGCUUCAGGAUUUGUGUGAUGAGAAGCAGUGGAAGUAAACUACAACAUAUCCAACCCUUUGGCACAGUUAGUUAACUUAGAUAACAAUGGGGGGAAAUAAUGUGACCUGAUAUUUAUAUGCAUUAUUAUUAUUUUAUUACAGUAAUGUCUGCAAGUCCCAUCCAAGAUUGGGACCCCAUUAUGCUGGUCACUUUAAAAACAGAAUAACACAUGUUACUGUUUCAAUGUGGUUCUUCUGUGAAGCUUGUUGAAUACUCUUCAGAGAGUUCGGCUGCUAGACUGUCCAAAAUACAUGACCAAUAUCUCCCAUCUUGGUGGAUUUAGCUCAGCAUUCAUUUUAACAUGGGUUAUACAGCAGCACUUGAGGAAACACCUGUUUUUCUGUUGCUCAGGUUUCCUUUUGCUACUUAGUAGGGUGCAGUGAAUGGUGACACGUCAUUCAGUCCAUACAAGGUAAACAGGAAGGUUGGGCUCACUCAGAAAUGAGUAGGAAGAGAAUGUUUUUAAAAAUGGUGAAAAUAAAUUGCAAAUAAAGAGAGACGGCAAGGCUCAGUCCAGUGUCUGGCAGAGAAGUGACCAUGUCACAGAAAACAACACAGGUAAGUCUCAGCAGAUGGGCUCAGGAUUGAAAGGUCAUGAAGGCUGAGCAACUCUCUCACCCUUGAAAGCAGGCUGCCUAGAAAGGGACAGAGGUGAAUUGCUGAGGCAGGAUGAGCUGCCUAAAAUGCACUUAAACAACAAAGAGUCUGGUGGCACCUUACAGACUAACAGAUUUAUUUGGGCGAAAGCUUUUGUGGGUAAAAAACCUCACUUCUUCAGAUGCCCAAAUAAAUCUGUUAGUCUUUAAGGUGCCGCUGGACUCCUCGUUAUUUUUGUGGAUACAGACUAACACGGCUACCUCCUGAUACUUGGUACAAUGCACCUGUCCAUCAAGUGGGAAAUGGAUCUUCUUUUGAUGCCUCUUUAAUAGCUGCAAUAGAGACAACCCCAAUGUUCCCUUUAACUAAUGUCAGGCCUAUAUAAAAAAACAUAGAUCCAAACAUUCAUGCACUGGUGAUGUUCCCAUCCAGAUUUAGAUGUGGAUGCAAACUGCUAGGCUGGAUUCUAUCUCUAGAAUGGGUUAAACCAAAAUGCCAUCUGCAAACACUCCCAGCUGUUGAAAGUGCUGGGCUUUACUACCUGCCCAGGUCCAAGGAGAGGGUUGCGCAGCUUGUCCCAAGGCCCACAGUUCAGUUUCCCUGUCUGAGAUUAAAUGACUAGAAAACCAGUACCACUGGUGUUCAUUAAUCUACUGGACCCAGAGGUUGUGGAUAAAAAGAGGAGGAGGAAAGGAAUGGUAAGAGGGGGAAAAAAGAAUGGGAAUGCUGGUCCCAGUCUCAGGGGACAGUGGGACCAGCUGUAGAAGGGGAAGAGUUUUGAUUUGGAAGAGAUUGUGGUUUGUGAGUGUUUGUCUUUCUAUCUGUCUGUCUCCACUCUCACUGCUGGCUCUAUUCUGCCACAGACACACUAGGAUGUUAAAAUAUGUCCAGUGUGGACCCAGAGUAAAUUACACAGUAAACUAUCCUUAGUGCAUUUGUUUGCAGGUCCUGAAUAUAGGCAGCAUACAAGGUAACAGCAGAACAGGAUACACACACCUCAAAUACGAGGCUGGAGCUAUAAAAUCUCUGCUGUCCUGCAGGAAAAGAAAGAUCUUUUACAAGGUGCUCAGUGUUAUUCAGUGGAAUUCACCCUGAAAAAGAGAUGGAAUAUUAAGGAACCAGGUCCAUAUGCAGAGCAAGGUAAAAGCCAUAAUAUGGGCUAGGAGUACAACUGUCCUGGAUAUUCAUCUACCAUCUAUGGCUGUGAUUUUCAUUUUCUUGGAACAAAAGAGUCAAAGAAGCCUUCCUCUGCGGUAGCCCCAUCCCAAGAGGACUCUGUCUGACAGCACCGCAGCUCCAGGGUUUUUGCUGCCCCAGGCAAACUAGGAAAUGUCUGUCCUUCACACUAUUCAGUCACACACACAAUAAACACCCACUAAACAUUUUGCUUCCAUAGGCAGUUGUCUACAGAGUAAAGCCAUCCUUGCUGCCUGGUACCUAGCUGAUCAAUCCCACAGUAGUUCAAAAUAAACAUGAGAAGUUGGGUGUUAAGAUGCUAAGGUGGAGAGUACUAGCUUGGUGUUAAUUUGUCUAAAAGUGCCACUAGCAUUUUGGUAAUGUCCCCUUGAGCAUUUGUCCCCUUGAGCAUUUCUCUCUCCCUGUUACAGUGAUUUUACUUCUCUGUAUAAUUCUCAACUACCAAAUCUUCAGAUCCCUUGUAAAGCCCUAUUUAAUUAACCUUUGUCUUGCAUUCAUAUCAAAUGUGAAUGGAACAGAUAAUUGCAUGCACAGUGCUCUUUUUGUUACUGGCAUAUCAGAAUUGUUCAUUUCUUUUUACCUCCUGUCCUGCUAAGAGGAUAGGUUGCAUCCACUCUGUCUGUGGAAUGGCAAACAUUAACAAUUUGUGGGACUGCCCUUAACUGGGAUGCUUGUGUGGAGCUUAAUGAUUAUUCAGCUAUUAUGAACUGUUAGAAGAGUACAAAUAAGAAAAGCCAUGGAAAUUAUUAUACAUAAUAAAGUCACAGAAAGGUAAGUGUCCUUCAUUUCACUGAAAUACAUUUUGAAAUGUACCUUUCCUAAUAAAUGUAUCCGUAGGGAUGUUCUGAGCCUGGUGCUAGGGAUAUAGGAGACAGCAAGGAUGCACUUAAGAAUAAAUUCUGUAUUCUGUUCUGUAGUCCCAAGCAACACCUGAAGUAGAGCACGUCCAUUGUGGUGGAGGAGGCACAUUGCCAGGAGCCCAUGCAGAAGGUGACCAGCUCAGUGGAGCCUCUUUCCACAUUGCCGUAGAGAUGGUGUUGUGAGUGGACCAGGCUGGGCCAGGGAAAGUGAGAAAGUGGAUCUGCUGGGUUCAUGGAGAUCCAAAGAGAUCAAGUGAUUUUUCCCAAAGACACAAAAUGAGAGCUCCUUCAACAGAUAUGCCAGCUCGGGGGUGCCCAGAAUGUACAUGUUCCAUGCUGGAUUCAGGCCCAGGGAGCGGGGCUGGCUGCUGGAGGCUGCCUGCUGGUCGAUCGCUGUCCGUGGUGCUGAUUUACGCUCUGAACCUGCCCAUCUAUUUGACUUCAAUUCCAGCACGGUCCCAGUUUGCACUGAAGUUUCUGGACCCUUCAUUUGUACCAAUUACAAAUUCGUUGACACACGAGCUGCAGGAAAAGCCUUCCAAAUGGACGUUUAAUAGAACAGCAUUCUUACAUCAAAGGCAAGGAAUUCUCCAGCAUGUUGAUGUAAUAAAAAAUUUUUCUUUGACCAAGAAUAGUGUUCGGAUUGGACAGCUGAUGCAUUAUGAUUAUUCCAGCCAUAAGUAUGUUUUCUCUAUUAGCAAUAACUUCAGAUCACUGCUUCCAGAUGUCUCACCUGUCUUGAAUAAGCAUUAUAACAUUUGUGCUGUUGUUGGAAAUAGUGGAAUCCUUACAGGGAGUCAGUGUGGACAAGAAAUAGAUAAGUCUGAUUUUGUUUUUCGUUGCAACUUUGCUCCAACUGAGGCUUUCCAAAAAGAUGUUGGAAGGAAAACCAACCUUACAACCUUCAAUCCCAGCAUCCUGGAAAAGUAUUACAACAAUCUUUUGACCAUUCAGGAUCGCAAUAACUUUUUUCUAAGUUUAAAAAAGCUUGAUGGGGCCAUUCUUUGGAUCCCAGCUUUUUUCUUCCACACUUCAGCAACUGUUACAAGAACAUUGGUUGACUUCUUUGUUGAGCAUAGAGGGCAAUUAAAGGUCCAGCUGGCUUGGCCAGGAAAUAUAAUGCAGCAUGUCAACAGGUACUGGAAAAAUAAACAUUUGUCACCCAAGCGACUGAGCACAGGUAUUCUUAUGUAUACCCUUGCUUCUGCAAUAUGUGAAGAGAUCCACUUGUAUGGGUUUUGGCCAUUUGGAUUUGAUCCUAACACCAGGGAAGACCUCCCAUACCAUUACUACGAUAAAAAAGGAACAAAGUUCACUACCAAGUGGCAGGAGUCCCACCAGCUGCCUGCAGAAUUCCAGCUGCUCUACAAAAUGCAUGGUGAAGGACUAACUAAACUGACUUUGUCACAUUGUGCCUAAGAACUUAAAACUUGAAGUGCCAAAUGAUUGUUUAAAAAGUGCCCAAAACUGAAUUAAACAUUCUUUAAAAUAUAAUUCUAAAAAAAAAAAGAAAAAAACCUAAAAUAUUUUCCAUAAUAUAAAGAUGCUUUUUAAUCACCCUUAUCACAACUCAUCAAAAGGUUUCAGCAUAUUUAGCAAUGCAAAAGUGUUUAUCAAAAUGUACCAACACUAUUCAUGGACCAGGAAAGUUUAAACUAUUUAAGAUAGAUAUUUUGCAUUUAUAGAUAUGCUACUAAAUACAUGUUUUAAAAUAUUUUCAUAUAUACAUAUAUAUAUAUUUUAACAUUACACUAAAUGCCUCUAACCUCCAAAUUUUAAUGUUCCAUGGAGAUUAGAAUUAGAACCGUUAGUUUAAAGUAUUUUGCUUAUCUUACAGCUAUUACUAUUAGCAGUGAAACAUACACAUGUUGCCAUGGCUAAUUGGAGGAAGCUAAUUAACAUUUUCAUUUACUAUCAAGUUCUAGUUCUUUAGAACGGACUCUGAUUUUCACAGUUUGCAUAUCAUCUGUGGUCUUCUAUUUUACAUUUUCCUAGGAAUAGUAUUAAAGUGAUGGGCCUUGUCAUAGCUAGAUACAUAAAUUGUUCUUAGGUUACUUCAGUGUUUUAAUUCAGUUUGAGACAAAUCCUAGAGGUGGACCCAUUUAAAUCAAUGGGAAUGUUGAAUUAACAUCAGUGUAACAGAAUUUGGCUGUUUGAUUUUAAAAUUAAUGUAUCAAGAUUAUUAAUACAAUUUUUUUUAAAUUCUAUUCCGUUAUGAGGAGACCCCAGGCAUCCAAGGAAGGGCCCUUCAUAAUCCUAUCCAAACAUCUCCAAAGGGGGCUGGCAGUGAUUUUAGAAAUAUAGAUCCUUUUGGAGGAGGAGCACAAUUUGUAAUAGUCUCUUUGACCUAGGCUCUUCUAUUUCUAAACUCCCCUUCAUCGGUGUUGUUGCUGCACUUCCAGUCUUCACAAGCCUAACCCACAUAUUCUAAAGCCACUGCAAGAAACAGAUUUUCCACUUCAUAGUCCAUUGCACUACCAACCAAAGCUCUAGUCCUGCAAAGAGUUCUGUGUGGCCUCUGGAGUCCACCUAUGCAGAUCUCAUUACAGCAUCAGGGCUCAAGAUUUAAAUUAGAUUUUCACAUACAUUGUUUCUUUUUCCUUUUAGUGCUACUGUACCUCAAGAAUAGUUAUUCUAUGUGUUUGGGUCACUGUGAUACAUUGUGUUAUGUUCCAAAAGUGGCAUCCAUAUUGGAAAUGCUAUACCCCAUCCUGUUGCUCCCUCUCCAUGUCCCCCUAAAAAAGAUGUGCAGAAACCAGGGUAACCAUUACAUUGCUCCUGGACAAGUGUAUAUAGUUGUCUAAAAAAAAAGUGUAAUGAUGAAACGUAAUUCGACAAAAAUCUUGGAUAGGUUUUUUAUUUGGGAGCAGUGAGGAUAAGCUCAAUGCCAACAAACAGAUUAAAAUUACUGGCUAAAAUUUUCAAAUGUAGGUGCCAAAAGUUAAUCACCUAAUUCCAUAUUUAGGUAAAUAAACAUUCUCUGAAGUCCAUGGGAGAUGCAGGUUUCUAAACCACUUUGAAAAUCAAGCAACUUAUGUAGGGAUGUAACUUUUGGGGCCUACAUUUGAAAAUGUUGGCCAUUAUGUCUCAGGCCAAUUGAUUCUAAUAUUUUUUAAAUAAACCAUUAUACUUUAAAAUAUUCUAACAAUUUUAUAUUGUUUUGUAUGGCUUUAAGUGAAGAAUAACUAAGCCCUGGAGGUAUCUGUGCUAAAGAUGUAAAACAUCACACAUGCUGCUACCUUAAUUUUUCCAGGAUUCCAGGAUUCUUUAUCUACAAAGUAGAAAUAGAAUUUAAGAAAGGAAAACUCCAGGGUAAUAUAAAGAAUG
Molecule: messenger RNA, 8158 nt
Organism: Mauremys mutica (yellowpond turtle)
Lineage: Eukaryota; Metazoa; Chordata; Testudines; Geoemydidae
Gene: ST8SIA3
Product: ST8 alpha-N-acetyl-neuraminide alpha-2,8-sialyltransferase 3
Exons: 12
Coding region: 5108-6250 (380 amino acids)
Biological process (GO): N-glycan processing; oligosaccharide metabolic process
Molecular function (GO): alpha-N-acetylneuraminate alpha-2,8-sialyltransferase activity
Source: RefSeq, a predicted model, not a curated record